AUGGAGUCGCCGCCGCCGCCCAAGUUCGUCGCCGGCCAAGAUCGCGAGGACAGAAUCAGCGCGCUCCCCGACCACCUCCUCCUCGACAUCCUCGAGCGCCUCGACCUGCGCGAGGCCGUCCGCGCCGGCGCGCUCUCGACGCGGUGGCGGCGCCUCCCCAAGCACCUCUCGCGCGUGCACCUCAACGUCGGUCAAUUCCAGGGCGUCGUGCCGCUCGAGGCCAUGGACGCCUUCACGAGCGCCGCACGGGCCUUGCUGAAUGUGGUCGAGGGCCAGUGCGAGCGUGGUGCCCUCAAGGUCCUCAGCCUCAGCUUCUACAUCUCUUCCCCUCACUUGAGCUCCAUAGGCCGCCUCGUCGUGGACGUCGUGAGCUUGGGCCAGACCCAAUGCCUUGAGUUCUGCGUGUUACUGCCGCCCUCCAGCAACACCAUCCCACUGCUCGCCGAGAAUGGGCAGCAGUUCAUGUCCUUCUCCCGUGCCUAUCCAGUCGCCUUCUCGUGGCUCACCAGGCUUACACUCAAGAAACUUGUGUUUGGACAUUCGGACGUCACCGACCUCAUUACCGCUUGCGGUAGGCUCAGGCAUCUCUACCUCAGCUUCUGCAGACUAGCUGAUCCGUUCUCCGCGCUCAAGAUCGACGUGCCGCGCUCUGGGAUCCAGGAGCUCGAGUUCUCCUUCGUUGGGUGCACGGGAAUUGAGCUCAUUUCUGUCCCUAAGCUUAGGCGAGUGGGGUGCCAAAAUUGGAUCUUUGAGAACCCUCCAGUGUGCUUCGGCUACGUUCCUGAGCUUUGUGUUGUACAACUCUUUUCUAAAGCUAAGGAAUGGCAGGUGCCAUUCGCGCUGAGCGAGUGCCUGUCAAGGACAGGGAGUGCAAUGAACCUGUCAGAAUUGUAUCUCGAUUUUUUGCACCAAAUGAUUUGGAUUCAGCCUGAACAUCCGAAGCAGCUCACUGCUAUAUUCAAAAGCCUCACCUCUGUGUUUCUUUUGGGUAUCUUCAGUGAGUGUGAUCUGAACUGGACAUUGUUUAUCCUUGAAGCUGCACCUGCCCUACAGGAUAUUGCAUUAUCUCGACAUUCAUGUAUCAAGACUCCCGAGAACAGUGCCGAGAAGAGGAACGUGGUGUGGGAGCCAUCCAAGGAUUUGAAGCACCUGAACUUGAGGGUGCUGCUGAUCCAAGGGUGCGAGGAUGAAGACAAGGUGACUAACUAUGCAAGGCUAGUCAUGGAACGAGCUGUGGGGCUGAAGAGAAUCCUCUUGUGUGAUCAACUCCCAUGCGAGGACUGCAAUGCCAUCAACCCAGAGCCUUCCCUGAGAAGAUCCCAGGUUGAUGAAGCUAGCAGGCAUCGGAUUAAGGAGCGACUCACACUCUUCCGUGGACAUAAUAAUCUGUUGAUGGGUAUAGUCAUGGAAUGGUCAAUCGCACAACGCCUGCAGCUGCUAGAGUGA
Messenger RNA from Triticum turgidum subsp. durum (durum wheat), 1446 nucleotides. The record is from the annotation of a GenBank genome assembly. NCBI's taxonomy places the organism in Eukaryota, Viridiplantae, Streptophyta, Magnoliopsida, Poales, Poaceae.